This is a messenger RNA of Akanthomyces muscarius, 963 nucleotides long. RefSeq lists its product as uncharacterized. The record is from RefSeq and is a predicted model, not a curated record. Gene Ontology annotation, cellular component: U2-type spliceosomal complex. Gene Ontology annotation, biological process: mRNA splicing, via spliceosome. The coding region runs from base 1 to 963 and encodes 320 amino acids. The transcript has 3 exons. Lineage: Eukaryota; Fungi; Ascomycota; Sordariomycetes; Hypocreales; Cordycipitaceae.
AUGGGAGGCGGUGAUCUCAAUUUGAAAAAGUCGUUCCACCCAACGCUUCGGCGUAAUCAGGCGGCUGUUUACGAUGAAGAACAAAAGGCUUUGGCUGAGCGCAAGCGGACGCAACAGCGUAUCGAUGAAAUCAAAGAAGAGCGCGCCAAAGAGGAGCUGCAGCGGCAACUCGAGGCCGCCGGAGGAAAGAAGCGGGUGGACCGAGUCGACUGGAUGUACCAGGGGCCGACCGACGGCCAGGCCGACACAAAAGACGCCACCGCCAUCACAGCCGCGAUCGAGACAGAGAGCGCGAUCACGACCGCUCGCGCAGGCUCCGACGUCAUUCGCGUUCACGGUCUCGAAGCCCGCGCCGGCGCCGGUCUGAUUCUCACGACGACGACGGAGGCGCUAGACGGUCGAGAGGUGAUCUCGAAGAACGAAAUUCUCGACGUCGCCGUGAUUCAACAGACAAAAGAUAUGGCGGGCGAGACGACGCACAUAGACACGAUGACAGAAGCGCCAGAAGGUCGAGAGAUGACUUUGACGAACGCAAUUCUCGAGUCAACCCGGGCGGUCCAAGGGGCAGAAGACAUGAUGUGCGAGACGACACACGCAGAGAUGACGACAGGUCGCCCGGAAGAGAGCGCGACUCGAACGCUAGGCAACCGCGACAUGGGUCUCCUGGAAAUGAUGGCUCUCGCCACCGCGACUCAAAUGACAGAAGAGGAGAUCGGCCCUGGCAUGGCCGAAAUGGUGAUGGAAGACAUAACGGACGCUGCAAGCGAACUGGACCAGGAUCGCAGCGACCGGCUGGCCGCGAUUGACGAAAAGGAUCGCCUCGCCCGAGACGCAGAUGAUAAGGCGCGGGAGCGCAAUGGCGAUAGAGCGUUCGCGAAUGGACUGCAUCAGCAAGCCGGAGAUUUGGAUCUCGGAGCUAGAAUGGGACGCAACAAGCAUGGUUUUCAGAAAGACGACGAUUGA